AUGGAACAGGCCGACAAAGGCGCACCCAAAGGCGGCGCCCAGGCAACUGAACAAAUCCUAACCUUCAUAGGAGCGGUGCUGCUUCUAUAUGGCGACCAACUGACGCUACAGUUCCAAAGCACGAUUCGCGGUUUUCGAGACUACCUUCUACUUGCUUUUGGCCCUGUAGGUGUUGGCUUGGCCACCCUGAACACCAUCCGCAUUGCUGGGCCGAAAUGGCUGAAACUCUCUGUUGGAAGGUAUCGGCCCCUGGUGUGUAGCGUGGUGUGUCCGAUCGUGCAUGAGGCCGUCGCUAACCAAGGCGUCAUGAAUUCUAGGUCUCGAGAAGAGCCCGCCGUGAUCGAGAAGGAGCUAUUACCGUCCACAUCGGCCGGGGUCUGUGAGGCGUGGACAGGGAGGAACAUCUCUCGCAUCAAGGGGAGCUUGCCGUUGGGUAACAUCACCACCCUCAUCGUCACCGAGAAGGGGCGAAUCCUUGACCUCCAGCGCCGCUUGUACCUGCACACCACACCCCACCACACAGGCUUUCACUGGAAACUCCAGUCCAACGACGACAGCGAGCACCGGCCGGGGGAUUUCAAGUUCAUGGUGAAUGGGUCUUCUAACCUGAGUUGGAGUCUUAAAAAGCCCAGCAGUCCGUGGCUGGGCUUUGAAAGCCGUAGCAUUCUCGCUGUGGUUGGCGCGUUGGUCCAGUCUGGAGCUUGGGUUUUCAUUAGCAAGCUCGCUGCCGUUGACACGCAAGACGGACGCAAUGGGGUGAUCUGCUAUUUUGUCGGUGCAGGCUUGACAUUCAUCGCGUUGGAGCCUGGGGCCCUAGUCGAUGACGCGGGGGAAUCAAUGGACCAGUCCACGUGCUUCAGGAUACAUCUGACCUACCCACCCGAGCCAGUCGAGAACAAUGCCGUACCUACUCCGACACCGGCUGGAGGUGUUAACACUGUCGAGUAUUACGGCAUCCGGGCAAUGGACACGACCUUGGCAGAUCAAUGCCUACAGGAGCUGUCUCUCCUGUUCGUUGAGGCUAUCGCAACCAGGAUCCAAGCUGUUGGCGGAUGUCCGACGAAGCUGUCCGCCGAGAGACAUGGCGCGCGAGCAUGGGAACACACGCUUCUGAAGGACUUGGCCGAACAAAUUAAGAAUAACCAGAUAAACCCGGACAUAGAGGAUACGCUCGCGUUGGUCGUUCCUGUCUUCAUGCGGCACAACAUUCUGCCCAAGGAGGGACUGGAGGAGUAG
This is a messenger RNA of Chaetomium globosum CBS 148.51, 1236 nucleotides long. RefSeq lists its product as uncharacterized. The transcript is spliced from 3 exons. The record is from RefSeq and is a predicted model, not a curated record. Lineage: Eukaryota; Fungi; Ascomycota; Sordariomycetes; Sordariales; Chaetomiaceae. Bases 1 to 1236 code for a protein of 411 amino acids.